AAGCACAUUACCGACAGGGGGCGCCCUCUGACACAUGGCUAUGGCAGUCGAGAUGCUGGUACUAGGGAGGGAAGUGAUGUCAGACGUUUUAAACAAGGAAGACGGCGGGCUAGGUCUUUGCUGUAAACACGCAUUUUUUUCCUGAUGGCACGGAUCAUUUGGCCGUAAAAAUGAUAAACGAUAAUUGAUUUUAAUAUAUUUAUUUUGUUUUAUGAGUUGGAUUUAAAAAAAAACAAUAUCGCCUUGUUUUUUAAUUUGGGGGGUGUGAAAUGGAUGCCAAUAAAAUAAUUGAAGAGGCCCUGUACGAGUUCAUCCAGUCCUACAUCCCCAGUGCUGACCUGAGCACGCUGGAUGAUGUCAUUCUCUCCUACAUCACGGGGGUCCUGGAAGACCUGGGCUCUCAGGAGAGUGUGGAGGAGAACUUCGACGUGGAGGUCUUUGUGGAAAUGCUGGAGGCGUACAUUCCUGGCUUUGCCGAGGUUGACAGUGUGAAAGUCUGUGAGAUGAUGUUUAGCCUGGCAACACGUCUAGCUACAGCCCGGAACCAAGCUAACAGCCCCCCAAAGACUCCAGGAGGGGCUUCAUCAUCUCCAGACAGCCCUUGCAGGAAAGAGACAGCUUCGAGCAGCGAACACUACUUCUCAGCACCGGCAGAGGGCGCUACAGCCACGGAUUCCAUGAACGACGGGGACAGCCAAGUGCGCCUCCUUGUGGAGAUGUUCCCAAAGUGCAGCGUGACCGAAGCCAGGAGCGCCCUGUCCAUCGCCAAGUGGGACAUGGAAGAGGCUGUCCGGCUCAUCGUAGAGGGCGACGUGCAGCUCAGCCAGACUCCUCCUCUCAAGGUAAAGCAGGUAAACCGUGGUAAAACGGCUCCUCCACAACCUGAUGAGAAGCUGAAAGCAAGCAUUCUGGAGAAGUAUAUGUUAGUGGACAAUGAGGAAGAUAAGAAAAUUCACAGGCCUGUUACACCUAAGGAGGCUCCGAAGAAGCUGAUUCGAUACCAUGGUAACCAGGUGGUGACCACCAAGGGCGAGCGAUACCAGCAAGUCAAGAAAGAGGAGAGUGAGGAAAUGAAGAAAACCUAUAUCAGCCUCAAACCUGCCCGUAAAUACAGAUUCCACUGACUCUGCCCCGGCCUCCUCGACUGUAGCUCCAUAUCCCGAAGAAAACAAAGAGUGAUGGUUUUGUGUAGCAUUUCCAGGUGUCCCCAGGUGGGUCCUGCAGAAGUUAGGUAGCAGUCUGUUUUUUCCACGUUGUUUUGCUUCGUCUGAACUGAGGGGGUCAGCUAAGCUAAGGUCUGAAAGUGUCCAUACAGCACAAAAACCAGAAAGACCUGGACCAAGACCGCACUCCUGAAGGGAUGAGCUGGCUCUCUUCUUGUUUUAUGUUUUCACUGAGUUCAGUUUUUUACACUGAUGCAUUUAGUCUAGGUUUAAGGUUAUUUUUAGGUUUAAAUUCGAGACAUCUACUGCAGGUAUCUUUGGCACUGCCGGGCAUUUAAAUUCAUGUUUUACUACUAGAUGUCCCCAAUACAGUGCUAAGGGUUUUUCAGGGUAAACUGAAUUUUAUACUUUACUCAAAUAAUUUAAAAUAAAAAAAAUCGAAUUUGAUCAUUAAUCUUAAUAAAGUAUAGUACAUUUCUACUGGGUAGAAGCAUUGAACAUGUGUAAAGGCAGUUAGCAGGGUGUACAUGAGAGGAUGUCAAUCUCCCAGAUCGUUUAGGAAAAUGGCUGCAUCAUAUAAACCCCUAUAAGUCAAAUAACUUGUACUAUAACAGGGAUGAGGUAAUUAAACCUGCAUUCUUGUUUAGUUACUAGCAGCUCAAUGGCCUGAGGAUCCAAGGGACACUGUCACCUUGUCUUCUGAACAUUGUCUUCCAUGCAGGCCUGUCUGCAAUUUUCAAACAUCUUAUCCUCUCUACAUUCUUACAUCAGUAAUGAAGGUGGCCGACUAUCUCCUGACAUGCAUCAAUGUGGAAGCACAGAACACACCAGGCAUCCAAUUCUUCAUGGGGUGGUAGAUUCCACCAUAUAUAUAUAUAUUACAUGACUCUGGUAUUCAAAAAAAUGAUCUUUUCACUGUAGUCCUCUGAGGAAAGUCAUUUCUCAGGACUCUGUACUGGGGGAAGGAAAUGCCUUUCACCAAGUGUGCACGCUUCUUCUUAAAUACUGAAAAGUGCACGGUGUCUUUUUUUAUAAUCAAGUCAUACACUGAAACAGUUUGAAAGGAUUUGUCCUGAGCACAAGUAAGGGUAGCAGAUCAAGGUCUACUCCAGCAUCGCAAUUCCCAGUCCUAGGGAAUGGCUCAUUUUCCAACAUCUUAUAUAUCUUAAUAGGAGUCACUUUUUUACUUGGCUUUAUAUUGCAGUAUUAGAUUUCCUUAUUGGCUGGUCUUUGACUCAUCCAGUUGGGGUCAGGCCAAGGCCUAGGCAAUGCCAAGACUUGGACCACUUGGCCUGUUCUGUCCCUGUCAUUUUGAAUGGACACAUCCCCUUUUCUCUGUCAGCAAAGGGAAAACCCAUCAAGUACUGUCUACUGUAUAAUGUGUGACUGGGGGAGCUGGAGUUUUGUGUACCUGUUUACAUUAGUUUUAAGUAAAUCUUUUGAUGCCUUUGUGAAACGCAUCACAAUAUUACAUUUCUCAGUGACAAAAAUAACUUUGUAGCUCUUGUCACUGCCAUUAGCUCAACAGAUAAGCACAGUUUACGAAGAUACCAAAAGGCACAAUUUCUGCUAGUACCACACUAAGCAGUUAGACAUCAGAGACUUCUAUAAUCCAAAGUAAGGUCCUACUGAAACACAAAACUUUAUUAUGCCAUUUUUCCAUUUGUGUAAAACAGUCUCUGUAACAAUAUUGAAUAACUCAGACAUUUAUUUCUGAGUACCAGACAGAUUUUCACUUAAAAAAACUGACUUUUUGUUCUUCUUGAGAUUUUUUUCUUCAUGUUAAUAAUGUUACUUCCACUGUUUCCUUUCAAUGUAGUGUGUUUAUCCUGCAUCCUCUCUUUACUACAGCAGAUUAGUUUUUUGACAUGUUUCAGUAGUAUUAAGUACAGUUGCACUGCUUAAUAUUCAGUUGUUUUGCAUGUUUUUAAACAGUGAUCCUUAGUUUAAAAUGGAGUCAUAUUAACUGCAGCACAAGUAUUUGAGUUAAUUUCUCUAUUUUGUAUUUUUUAAACUUAUUAUAAUGUGGAUUUUUUUUUGUGGUGGACCAACAUGUGAGUGAAUUUUGUGCCCUGUAAUAAAAAUAUAUAUUGUGUCACCUCAAGAAAUACAAAUUAAAGUGCAAACCCACAAAGUCAUGAAAGUGACAAUAA
This is a messenger RNA of Lepisosteus oculatus (spotted gar), 3316 nucleotides long. RefSeq names its product CUE domain containing 2 (gene cuedc2). Gene Ontology annotation, molecular function: protein binding. NCBI's taxonomy places the organism in Eukaryota, Metazoa, Chordata, Actinopteri, Semionotiformes, Lepisosteidae. The record is from RefSeq and is a predicted model, not a curated record.